This is a messenger RNA of Amphibalanus amphitrite, 2336 nucleotides long. RefSeq lists its product as uncharacterized. Gene Ontology annotation, biological process: regulation of transcription by RNA polymerase II. The transcript is spliced from 3 exons. Lineage: Eukaryota; Metazoa; Arthropoda; Thecostraca; Balanomorpha; Balanidae. The record is from RefSeq and is a predicted model, not a curated record. Gene Ontology annotation, cellular component: nucleus. The coding region runs from base 368 to 1198 and encodes 276 amino acids. Gene Ontology annotation, molecular function: DNA-binding transcription factor activity, RNA polymerase II-specific; RNA polymerase II cis-regulatory region sequence-specific DNA binding.
CACGGCAGUCGAGGCCGUUUUCUAGUGUAGGUUGGUUGUGUAAACGAGCCCGUCCGGUGGAGUUCGUGACGAAAUAUCAACAAGUGGUGAGCGAAGGAGCGUCUGGGAGCUGUGCGAAGUUCUAGUGGAGGCGCAGACCUGAUCGGAUCAAGCGAAGGGCCCGACCUCGGCGUACCACUCCGUCCGGCCGAGCCCAGCCCGGCUCUCUGGAGACUCCGAGAGGCGCCCCAGGCGCGCGUGAAAGUGAUCACCGGACAGACAUUCUCUCUCGACCGGGCGCCGAUCGGUGCGUGCUGACGUCACUCUGACGUCAUAGCAAACCGGCGCGUGCCGUUGGUAGCGGCAGCGGUGAUCCAGGAGUCCCACGAUGCCGACCAGCAAGAGUCGCAGUGUGACGAACUUGGCGGCGGCUCAGGCGGCGCAGUACGCGUCCACGCCGCACCUGUUCGUCUUCCAGAGCAGUGACGACGCGCCGGCGCUGAGCAAACCGUCGCCCAUCUACCAGUCGGCCACAGACGUGCGGCGACCGACCGGUCAACAGGCGGCGCAGAUAAUCACGGAGAAGUACGACUCGUACCGGAACCUGGCCCGGGAGGAGGAGCAGGCGCUGGCUGUCCGAGAGGCGGAUAUUGCCCAGGUGGAGUCGUUCUUCGCCGGCCAUCGGACACAGGUGAUCGUCUGCCGCGCGCUGGCCAACAUGUACCUCAGCUCCGAGUCCAACUCGUGGGAGCUCAAGUACACCGGCAUCCCGACCCUGGUGCUCGACUGCGGGGACACACGCAGCCGCGGACGCCGACAAAUCCAACUGGUUCUCGCUGAGAAGGGCAGCGGCUUCAUGCUGUGGCGAGACGUGGUCGACAACCUCUCCAGCUACUCGGCUCCCGAGCCGAGCUUCCACACCAUGCACCUGUCGACCGAUCACCGGCAGAGGGUCGGCUUCAGCUUCGAUGAUACGGCGGCGGCCAAGGCAUUCCAGGCGCAGCUGGAGACGCUCUGUUCAGACCCCGAGAACAUCGCGCUCUCCGGGCCGGCGCACAAGAAACGCCGCAAGAAGAAGGUGGAGCGAUACGUGCGGCCCCGCAAGGAGGAUAUCUCACAGCCGUGCUGCUUCCAGCAUGUAACGAGUGUCGGCGUCGGGGACCGGGAGCGGCUCUACACACUGCAGAGUCUGGUGGGGACCGGCGAGAAGACUGCGUGAGACUGUCUGUCGGCGCGCGUACGAGCAGAGCUGUGAUAGUUGGACGGCGAGGGAGUGUUUGUGGCCCCCUGCUGGAUGUCGGCCCGCGUGGGCUGCGGUGGCGAGUGGGAGUGGUGUGGGGUGUGCGAGCCGGGCGCGGCGGGGAGGUUUGUAUCCCGGCCGGCGGCCCGGAGAUGUGGGACCGCGCCGGACAGCGCCGCUCCCCAGUGAAAGCUCCGUGAAAGCCGCGGCGGCCGGGUCGGCAGGGCAGCCGCCGGCUCCCCGGCCGGUGACUCACCGGGCCGUGCGUUACAACACGGCACCAGGUGGGUGACUGGCGGCCCGUGGGACCCGUCGGCAACACUGACAGCCGGUCGACGCGGCGCCCCUGACCUCACCCGACCACGGGACCGGCGGCAGGCCGGGAGACGCCCAGCGACGGGCAGUGGCUACCACAACAGACUACUCUGAGCUAAUCCAGAGCAGAGCCCACAGCUGACCCGUGAAACAGGUCACGGCCAACGGGUCAUAACAGCCCGGCCGACAGCGCAGCCCGGCAACAGCCCACCGACGGGCUAGAAAAAAAACAUCGACCGUCGACGCUUCUCAGCUGAACACCGACCGGCCACGAGCUCCCGUGUUGAGUGCCAGCCGAGUGCCGAAUGAGCGAUGCAUCGAACUCGUUAAAUGAUAACUAGUCAGACAGGGCCUGACCAUGGCAGUGAAGCGCUGACCAAGCAGGUCGCUCGCUGCAGCUUUCCGGAUGGACUCGAGUGCUCAUUUUUCCAUGGUGUGAUGAAGUACCGCUUCGUGGAACGACAGUUUGAUGACCUUUGUGGCCAAGCAACUCGCAUCGAAACAUACCGAACUGGGGAUCCGUGAAUUGGUCGCCGAUUGUAUUUUCUACAUGACAUGAGGUCGGCUGCCUCGUCCGACAAGUGUUCAGUGUUGUAACGAAAAUGUAUGCGCCAUGUUUAUUUUAUGUCUAUGGAGUGAUGUGUUUUUGUGAUUUUCAGUGCUGUUGUUUCAGUGAGAUGUAGCCGAGCGAUGAAGUGAGUGGCAUACUGGAAGAGUUGACUCCGGUGUAUCGUGCGCUAUUGCAGGAGGUCAUUGCUUUUUCAUCGGAGUCAACAUGCUGAAUAAAUGUACGAUUUUUGAA